AUGCGACCUGGCAGCAUCGCGAUGAGCGGAGGGGUUCCUGUAACUGAGGAUAUAUCAGCUGGUGUGGCGCAUCAGAAUCAGCAGCCCCAUACGCGCCCACCGGUGCGAGGUGCCUCGAGUCUGGACAUGGUCGAACGGGCCAUCGCGGUUCUAGAAGACGACGAGCAUCUCAAUGCAGGGUAUGGCUCAAAUCUCACCCUGGACGGCACGGUAGAGUGCGACGCGGCCAUCAUGGGUGCUAGAGACGCGUCAUUUGGAAGCGUAGGCGCUGUAUCGGGCGUAAGGAAUCCAAUUCGACUGGCGAGAUCAAUCCUCGAGCACGCACGCGUCCCAGACAAACUCGGUCGCGUACCGCCACUGACGUUGACAUCCUCGGGCGCAUACAAAUUUGCCGCGAGCAGAGGGAUUGAUGUUGUCCCACCAGAAACACUUAAAACUGCAGGAGCGGAAGCACAAUGGGGGAAAUGGAAGGCGCGGUUAGCAGAACAAGAAGCGGGUGUUGGUCUCGGCGAUAUUCAAGAUACGGUAGGCGCUGUAGCAUACAACUCGGAAGAGGGCAUGGCUGCAGGAGUAUCUAGUGGGGGCCUGUUGCUGAAAUGGCCUGGAAGAGUUGGAGAGGCUGCAAUAUUUGGUGCUGGGUGCUGGGCGAAUCGAAUAAUGGCCUGCAGUGUUUCUGGUACGGGAGAGGAUAUUAUCCGAGAACACAUUGCACGCAAAAUCAGCGAGAUGUACAAUGAAGAGGCUGACCCACAUAAAGUGCUUGACACGGUUCUAAGGGAUUUCUGGGGUACGGGGGUCUAA
Molecule: messenger RNA, 801 nt
Organism: Psilocybe cubensis
Lineage: Eukaryota; Fungi; Basidiomycota; Agaricomycetes; Agaricales; Agrocybaceae
Exons: 6
Coding region: 1-801 (266 amino acids)
Biological process (GO): protein maturation
Molecular function (GO): threonine-type endopeptidase activity
Source: RefSeq, a predicted model, not a curated record